This is a messenger RNA of Carassius gibelio (silver crucian carp), 3240 nucleotides long. Its product is annotated as oligophrenin-1. Gene Ontology annotation, cellular component: cytoplasm. NCBI's taxonomy places the organism in Eukaryota, Metazoa, Chordata, Actinopteri, Cypriniformes, Cyprinidae. Bases 346 to 2733 code for a protein of 795 amino acids. Gene Ontology annotation, biological process: signal transduction. The transcript has 24 exons. Gene Ontology annotation, molecular function: GTPase activator activity; protein binding. The record is from RefSeq and is a predicted model, not a curated record.
UGCCGCCCAAUGGUGUGGGAGUACUCAGUAUGUAGCCCUGCCCGCGUUUGUCAGUCCCUCCGCUCCUACAACAAGGAAAAGUGUAGAAACAAAAAUACUUUCUUCAUCAGCACUUUUACAAUUUUGUUUGCAUCCGUGUUGCUAGGCUGAAGUAACAAAACCGCGUGCACACGGAAACAGUUACUACUGGAGCGCAGGAUUAUUGUCUUUACAACUGCAUUUCAUCCAAAUGUCAAAUAUGGGAAAUCAUUAAUACAGCCGAGUGAUCGUCUGUCGUGGUUUGUUUUACUUAUUUUUCUGACAACCAAAGGCCGGUUAUCUUCAUUGAUCGAUCAGAGGGUGAGAAUGGGGCAUCCUCCACUAGAGUUCAGCGACUGUUACUCCGACAGUCCAGAUUUCAGAGAGAGAUUGAAAUGCUACGAAAUCGAGCUGGAGAAAACCAACAAGUUCUUAAAAGAUGUCAUCAAGGACGGCAACAAUGUGAUCAACACGCUUAAAGAGUACUCUCUCGCAGUGCAGAAGUUCUCUCACACCCUUCAGUCGUUCCAGUUUGAUUUCAUCGGGGACACUUUGACUGAUGAUGAGAUGAACAUUGCUGAAUCAUUUCGAGAGUUUGCUGGUUUGCUGCAGGAAGUGGAAGAGGGUCGAAUGAUGUUGGUGCAGAAUGCAUGUGACUUGCUAAUCAAACCUUUGGACAAGUUCAGGAAAGAGCAGAUUGGCGUCACAAAAGAUAGACGAAAGAAGUUUGAGAAGGAGAGUGAGAAGUAUUACUCUCAGCUGGACAAACAUGUGAACAUGUCCUCAAAGAAAAAAGAGGCACAGCUACAAGAGGCUGAUGAACAGUUGGAGAAGGAGCGUCAGACAUUUUACGAGUCGUCUAUUGAAUAUGUGUUCCAGAUCCAGCAUGUUCAGGACAGGAAGAAGUUUGAUGUUGUGGAGCCUGUUUUAGCAUUUCUUCAGAGCAUCCUAACACUGAAUGAUCUCACUGUGGAGAUGACGCAGGACUUCCUUCCAUAUAAACAGGAGCUGCAGCUCAGUCUACAGAACACCCGUAACCACUUCGAGAGCACCAGGGAGGAGAUGGAAGAGCUAAUGAAGAGGAUGAAGAAGUCAGCACAGAUCUGUAUUAGACACGGCCAGCAGGCGACUAUGGAGGGAUACCUUUAUGUGCAGGAGAAAUGGACUCUUGGCAUAAACUGGGUGAAGUAUUACUGUAAAUACUUCAAAGACAGCAAGUUAUUCAUCAUGGUGCCGAUGGAACAAAAGACAGGAACCAAACAGACCACAUCUCAGCUCACACUGAAGUCCUGUGUACGCCGUAAAACAGACUCCACUGACAAACGCUUUUGCUUUGACAUUGAAACAAAUGAAAGGUGCAGCCCUGUCCUGCUCCAGGCUAUUUCUGAGGUCAACAGGAAGCAGUGGAUGGAGGCCAUGGAUGGCAAAGAACCAAUUUAUCAUUCUCCGAAUCAAAAGCAGGCAGAAAUGGAGCUAAAUGACCUCGGCUUCAAGUUCGUCAGAAAAUGCAUCAAUUUUAUGGAAACAAAAGGCCUGACUCAGGAAGGAGCCUACAGGACUGUGGGCAGCAACAUUCAAGUACAGAAACUUCUGAAUGCCUUCUUUGACCCAAAGUCUCCAGCGGAUGUAGAUUUCGAUUCCACUGACAUGGACGUUAAGACCAUCACUAGUGCUCUGAAAUUCUAUCUACGGAGUCUGAGUGAACCGCUGAUGACCUACAGCCUGCAUGGACAACUGAUCUUAGCAGCAAAGUCAGAGAAUCCGGACUAUCGGUUAGGGGCGGUUCACUCGCUUGUUUACAAACUCCCAGAGCGGAACAGAGAGAUGCUGGAACUGUUAAUCAAACACCUGGUCAGUGUUUGCAGCCAUAGCGCUGAGAAUCUGAUGACCGUGUCGAAUAUGGGUGUGAUAUUUGGCCCAACUCUUAUGAGAGCAGAGGAGGAGACUGUAGCGGCCAUGCUGGAUAUUAAGUUCCAGAACAUCGUCACGGAGAUCCUCAUCGAGGACUACAGCAAGAUCUUUAAGGGUCCUCCUGAAGAAAGCACUCCGCCUCCUGUCCCGCCUCCGAGGGUGACCGAACGGAAACGGCAGCCAAUUACAAUCUCAAAACGCCCACCUCGUAUCUCGCCUGGCCUUCAGUCUCCAGUUUUUGAGCGGCGAGAGCAGAACGGCGCCACCCACAAUGGCGGUGAAUCCGAGGGAGACACUGGCCUCACCAGUCCGGUUCCUCAUCAGAGAACAAAACUGGCACCUCCUUCCAUCUCUCCUCCAUCGAUCCCGCUCUCCUCUCCGACAUCUUGGAAGCCUGCUCACCCCAUACCUGCUCUCCGGUCCUUUGAUUCGGACGUCAGUAAGCUUGAAGUUAGGAUGCAGGCUGGUCAGAGGUCAGACGGCAUGGUGACAACCAAUGGGGAAUCAAGAGUGACAGUGAACCGAGCUCAGUCUUUCCAGGCAAGGAGGCCACAACACAGAGAAACAAUCGGGGAGGCUCAGGGGGCGAAAGUACGAUCUUUUUCAGAGAAGAGUUCCAUCUGCCGGCCCCCCACUCGACCACCAGAUCCACCCUCUCGUGUCCUCAAUAAAACUCCAAACGAAGACUCUCCAGCAUCAUAUGUCGCAUCGAAAACCAAGUUUUUUGAGAACGCUUCCAGGCACAUGGGGAGUUCCUCUCCAAAUGACUCACCUGCAGCUUCUAGAGAUGAGAACUCAAAAUAAGAACCGUCUUCCAGUCACUGCUAAAACUGAGUGUGUUAUGGACCACUUAACACACAUCAGUGGUCAUGAGACUGUGUAUCCGUGUAUGGCACAGGCUGGCAUCUGGUCAUGGUUUUGAGAGAUCACUUAUUGUUACUGACAGAGCAUGAAGGAAUGCCCCUCAACUCCAGUGUAGUUUUUUUUAUUUUUCUGAAUGAGUUGGAAAAGGUACUGUUUCUACUUUACUUUAUUAAAACCAAGUCUUUGAUUCUUGCUUGGAUCAAAGAACAAAAAGAAAAGCAUUGAAUGUUUUUACCUUCCUGCACACAAAUGGAGAACUCCCUUCCAUUCUUCCGCUUAUUGUGUCUAUCAGUAUCUCCCCCUUUCUGUGACCUACUUAAGAGACCGAUAAGACUUACGCUUUCCAAUCUCACUCUACAGAUGCUCUACUGACUUCAAUCUAAAAGCGAUAGAAAGUGGUAUAGCCCAGAUGUAAUAUAUAUAAUACUCUGAAUCAACACUAAUCAG